GAAUUUGCAAUAACGAAGUCGCGGCGUCCAUGUUUCACAGAAAUUCAUGUUAAUUUUGUAUUGUAAACAGUGUAUUGCAUUAUCUGAAAAUGUCGUCCGGAUUAUUUAACAAAGCUCUUAAGGGUUUUGGCUUGUCCAUAACUACUUCAAGAAACGGCGGACGCUCUUUUCGAGAUGAGCAUGAUGACAGAAUGAGUGAUCCUUAUUCACCUUCACCAUCAGAAGGUAAACAAACUCGUGGAUCAUUGAGACGUGGUAGAGAUCAUUGGCGUGGAUCUAGACGAGGAAGGUACACAGGUAGAAAUAGAGGUAGAUCAAGAGGACAUGUACGUGGACGAGGUCGUGGCAACAAUCAGUAUUCAAGUAGCGAAUCACCAUCAGAAGAUAACAGUUUUGAUGGUGAUGGUGAUGUAGACAUGGAGUCUGGUGGAGGCAUGACACAGUCAAGAUAUACACCUUACUCUAGGCCUGUAAGACAACAUUCUGGAGGUAAAUUUUACAAUGCAAGAUUCAGUGGGAAUCAAUGUGAUCAAACAUGGAAUAGAGUAAUGAUUCCAUAUGGUCGUAAUCAUAACAAAGAAUGGUUGUUGAACAAAUUGCAAAAAUCUUGUGAUGUCACAAUUCAACCUAUUAAGUUCCAUUACUACGAUGACAACGCCAUUUUUUUUGUUAAUGACCAACGUUCUGCAACUGCGUUACGUUCUAUCAGCGGUACCAUCAUGGUUCGUGACGGUUCUAAAUUGCUUCUACACGUUAGACCGUGCAAGCCUCCCAACAUAACUGGUCUUGAUGAACCAGACGGUGAAGAGUCAAUAGACCCUGAAGUCUUGAAGCGUUCUCUCGAUACUCGAUAUGAUUCAAGUACAGAUACUUUGGAUUUAAGUAAUUUUUACAACGAUAGAGUUCUUAAAGAGAAUGACAUGCAAGGAAUUUUAAAUAAAUUUGGAUUACUUGGAACGAUCGUGACUUUGAUCAAGGAACAUUGUCAACAGCUCAAAAAAAUUAAUCUUCGAGGUAACAGACUGUUUAGUUUGGAUUCCUUGAAAGAUUUACAUGAAGCGGCUCCAGGAAUUGUUACUUUAGAUCUCGGAGAAAACAAUAUACGGCAUCUCAACGAACUGCGAAAGUUAAAAUCUUUAAAAGAACUAAAAAGUUUGGUGUUAAAUGGUAAUCCACUUUGUGAUGGUUACGCAAGAAGUCAAGCCAGAUAUAUAAGUGAUGUCACAAGUAUAUUUCCAAAGUUAACAAUGUUGGACGAGUGUGAGUUACCUCCUCGUAUUGGAUUUGAUGUGCCGUCAGCAUCAAACUUACCUGAAAUCAAAGGAAGUUUUGUUCGUGACGAAAAUGUGAAAAAAUUGGUAUUACCUUUCAUCAAACAGUAUUUUGCCAUUUAUGACUCGGAAGACAGAAAAAACUUACUUAAUGUUUAUGAUAAUGAGGCUGUCUUUUCUAUGUGUGUCGUCGAUUUCAGCAAAGACCGUGGAAGCUCUUUCAACUCUCUGAGCGUUUACCGCAAGUACAGUAGGAAUAUGAAAUAUCUUUACGACAUUGAUCGAAGAUGCGACCUUAUAAAAUCAUCGCAACUUGCUGUAGUUGCAUUUCUUAAUGAGUUGCCAUCGACAAAACACCACGUCGAAAGUUUUAUAGUCGACGUCAGUUUAUUGAAGGAAACGUGCAUUGGUUUCACAAUCUGUGGACUGUUUAAGGAAGGAAAAUCUGAAGAUUUGCGAGCGUUCACUCGCGCUAUGAUUGCUGUUCCUGCACCAAACAACUCAAUUUUAAUAAUAAACGACCAACUGACAUUAAAAAGUCCGACGCAAGAACAGCGCAAGAAUGCUAAUAAUUCCCCAGGCUUUGGUGUCGUAGCUGCUCCAAUAAAUUUAUUCCCAGUCUCCGCCACUCCUGUAUCGUCGCCGAAUCCUCUGGCCUCUCUAGGCCCGCAAACUAUAACCAGUUCACAAGUAGGAACAAACUCACAGUUGGCAGUUAGCGCAUUAAAUAUGGCGAGUUCAAUUUCUGGACUUAGUUCUCAGCAACAAGAAAUGUUGAAACAAUUUUCAAGUCAAUCAAACAUGAAUCUUCAGUGGUCGUAUAAGGCACUCUCGGACAAUGGCUGGGACUUUAACAAAACAGCAGAAGUUUUUACAAAACUUCAUUCACAAGCAAAGAUACCCAAAGAAGCAUUUACCAAGUUGGAGGCUGACUCGUAAAUGAAACAUUUAAUGAUAUCCUUCAGAAUAUGUUCCUUCUCCACACUGCCCACAGUUUCGAAAAUAUAUCAUUGACUGUUUAUUGACUAAAAAGAAAUUUUUGUUUCUUUUGCACGUCAUCCAAGAUAUAAAAUUUGUCAUUGCAGACGACGUUAAAGUUUGACAAUAUUGACUGGUCGUUGUCGUGUUUUUUUUUAAGAAAUUUGACAUUCAAUUGGAUGAUAGAUAAAUGAAAAAGUCUAUACCUUACCAAGAUGACUUAAUCACGUGAAUAAAUAACUGUGUCGGUUCUCUGAAA
Messenger RNA from Xenia sp. Carnegie-2017, 2508 nucleotides. RefSeq names its product nuclear RNA export factor 1-like. The coding region runs from base 90 to 2210 and encodes 706 amino acids. The transcript has 22 exons. Gene Ontology annotation, molecular function: protein binding; RNA binding. Gene Ontology annotation, biological process: poly(A)+ mRNA export from nucleus. Lineage: Eukaryota; Metazoa; Cnidaria; Anthozoa; Malacalcyonacea; Xeniidae. Gene Ontology annotation, cellular component: nucleus; cytoplasm. The record is from RefSeq and is a predicted model, not a curated record.